Molecule: messenger RNA, 441 nt
Organism: Nylanderia fulva
Lineage: Eukaryota; Metazoa; Arthropoda; Insecta; Hymenoptera; Formicidae
Product: cytochrome c oxidase assembly protein COX19
Biological process (GO): mitochondrial respiratory chain complex IV assembly
Cellular component (GO): mitochondrial intermembrane space
Source: RefSeq, a predicted model, not a curated record
UGACAUAUCAAUGGAAGGAGUACGGAGUACGGUGGCCAAGAUGGUGGACGAUACGCUUCGUCGUUAAAGAGGUGAGAAGAGAAUCAAUCGCUCACUUCAAUAAUAUUUCCCAGGAACAUUUGCAUGAUUCGCGCGAACGUGAAGUGAUUUACUUGUUAUGUCCUCGUACACGUUCUCGCAGAAACUGUUCACGCCGACGCCACCGGAUCGCGGCAGUUUUCCGCUGGAUCAUGACGGCCACUGCAAACGCACCAUGAUUAAGUAUAUGCGCUGCCUGGCCGAGAACCGAAAUCAGAACGCGAUGUGCCGCGACGUCGCCAAGGAAUACCUCGGCUGCCGCAUGGAUCACGAUCUGAUGGCGCGCGAGGAAUGGUCCAAGCUCGGCUUCGCCGACGAAACUGCCAAGUUGGCCAGCGAAACGUAACGCCGAGAUCAUCUCCG